UGAAUUGAUGAAUGGUUUGAUAACAUACUGUGUCUGACCUCCAGUUCCGGCAAAGUUUGACGAAAAGUAUAGUUUAAUUCAAGUGAAGAGGGGAGAGAGCGCUCGACUCAAGUGUAAUGUUUCCGGAGAUCAACCCCUGGAUGACCUCCAGUUCCGGCAAAGUUUGACGAAAAGUAUAGUUUAAUUCAAGUGAAGAGGGGAGAGAGCGCUCGACUCAAGUGUAAUGUUUCCGGAGAUCAACCCCUGGCUAUCAAAUGGACUAAAGAUAACAUCAAACUCGACAAAUUGGGUACAAAUAAUUACGAAAUCUUUGAGACGACGACUGAUUUCGGGGUUUCAUCGGAACUCCUACUGAGAACCACUCAAAGAACUGACGGCUCGAUAUAUAAAUGCGAGGCCGAGAACACACACGGGAAGGACGAGCGCACUAUCAAACUCGUUGUGCUCGAGGUUCCCGGCCCACCGACCAAUGUCCACGUGAAGGAGGUCUGGUCCCGAACGGCUCGCAUAGUGUGGUCGGCCCCCUAUUCAGGCAAUUCGCCGCUAACUAAGUACACGAUCCAGUAUUGGCGACAUCAGAGCGCACCGCAUAGACUCCAUGAGUUCACUGCCAGUAGUACACAGACCACAGCACUCAUCAAAGACCUCAGCCCUGGCCUGUCCUACGAGAUGACUGUCGUCGGCGACAACGAGGUCGGGAGGGGUGAGGCCGCAGACACCGUCACCUUCGUUACCGGCGAGGAGGAGCCCUCCGCCCCGCCCAACGACGUGUCCGUUGAGAGCAAAGGGCCGACGACCAUACGGGUCACGUGGAGGGCGCCGCCGGCCGAGCACUGGAACGGCGCUAUCAAAGGCUUCUACAUUGGCUAUCGUAAGGCCCGGGAG
Molecule: messenger RNA, 885 nt
Organism: Oppiella nova
Lineage: Eukaryota; Metazoa; Arthropoda; Arachnida; Sarcoptiformes; Oppiidae
Source: the annotation of a GenBank genome assembly